AUGAUACUUUUUGAAAUUGAGGCACCGCCGCAAGAGUCGUGGAACGGGGAGUUGCUUGGCUACGCCUUGUGGUGGCGCGGAAGUAACGCUUCGCGCGCCCUCACCGUAGCGGGGUGGACGUCUACGCGCACGCGCCUCGGAGGUCUACGGCCGCACGCGCGCUACGAAGUGCGCAUCCGCUCUUUCAACUCCGUAGGCGCCGGGCCCCCGUCUGCCCCGCUGGCCGCUGCUACGCUGGAGGAUGUACCAGAAUCGCCGCCACAGUACGUACGCUGUGAACCUUUAUCGGCUCAGUCGUUGAGGGUCUGGUGGGAGCCACCACCCGUAGCGGAGCGCGGUGGAUUACUACUGGGCUAUGAAAUAACAUAUCAGGCAAGAUUGAUCAACAUUAUGUCUUUAUGGAAUCUCUUAUUAAUGCACAAAAAUCAAACUAUUGAGACUGAGGGACAAAAGUUCCCG
This is a messenger RNA of Iphiclides podalirius (scarce swallowtail), 459 nucleotides long. The record is from the annotation of a GenBank genome assembly. Lineage: Eukaryota; Metazoa; Arthropoda; Insecta; Lepidoptera; Papilionidae.